AUGGAACCUGAAUGGCUCUCAUCCUACUUAAGCUUCGUUGCGUGGCUUACAGAGUCUCAAAAUGACAUGUUGUGGCUACGUGGCUAUGCGGGUGUUGGCAAAUCCGUCAUCACAAAGUAUCUGAUCAUAGAUGUCUUGAAAGCGAAGUAUAUCGAAUCGAGGAAACUGCCUUCCUGUGAUAAGGAGCAGAGCUUAAGGCAUGGCGACUUUCUUGCAUACUUUUUCUGCAGUGAACGUAGGAGACACUUGCAGCCAGAAAGUAACAUACUGAUGUCGACCCUGCAUCAGCUUCUCAGUGCUGCACCACAGGAUGUUUCCAAAGCCUUUCAGGUCUAUCGCAGAUCAUCAUUGAUUUAUUCGUUUCUCUUCCAGCCAGAAGAUCUAUGGGAUGCUGUUAAAUCGGCACUAGUGGCCACAAAUUGGACUACCAUCUAUCUUGUGUUCGACGGUCUCGAUGAGAUGUUGGCAGAGGAUCUGGAGGACUUUUCAAAGGGUCUGAAAGUUUUGGUGGAAAGAGUGACGCCUCGAAUCGAGCCACGAAGUCUUAAAACAUUGAUCACAAGCCGUCCGAUUGCGAACUUGGACAUGAACUUCUCAUGCCCUUCAAUCUCAAUGGACAUUGUUGAUCGUAUCUCAGAGAAAGCCAAUGGAAUGUUUCUGUGGGCCGUUCUCGCAUGGUACGAAUUAUGUCGAAACGCAAGACGGGCGGAAGAUUUCGCUGCAAAUCUCCUGGAGCUUCGAAAGCUUCUUGCAACGCUUGAAAUGCUAUACGAGAAUAUCCUCAAUCGACUACCUAUCUCCUCUCGCCAGCUGGCACUGAAGACCGUUUCCCGGCUCACUUUAUCAGCUCGACCAUUACACGGUGAUGAGUUGCGAUUUGCGAUCGCAAUGGCUGAGACCACCGACAGCUAUGAAACUGCAGUGAGACGGAUGAUUGCUCGACAAAAGUUGAAACACUGUGUCCUGACGCACAGUAUCGCAUUGAUCCCCGUCAAGCUGCAUUCCGCCAUUGCAAUAGCUUGUGUUCAGUCCCUUUACAUGCCAGGUUUUGAUGUUGAAAGCAUACAAGCAGAGCUUACCGAGACGGAAGGAUCCUCCGAAAGCCAGAUGGUUGGUCUUCCAUGGCGGUAUCUUCUACUGCCGGACGCUGUGACGAAUUGGUACUAUCAUGCCAGCAUGGCGGGUGAGGAUUUGAAGGUCUGGACCGCUUUCAAAACACUACUGGAACAUGGUAAUAGUACUAAGCUAUGGCUGAUGUUGGCUCUCUAUGAAGGUUCGUUGUCUGCACAGAGAGGUUGGAAACUCAGCAAACAUUUCUGGAAUGGCUUCGCCAACCCAUCUGCAAUUCACAUCGCCGUCUUCCUGGAGAACGCAUAG
Exophiala aquamarina CBS 119918 is the source of this 1377-nucleotide messenger RNA. RefSeq lists its product as uncharacterized. Bases 1 to 1377 code for a protein of 458 amino acids. The transcript is spliced from 3 exons. NCBI's taxonomy places the organism in Eukaryota, Fungi, Ascomycota, Eurotiomycetes, Chaetothyriales, Herpotrichiellaceae. The record is from RefSeq and is a predicted model, not a curated record.